AUGCAAGAAAAGCCGAGCACGGUGGCCGCCUAUGCGGCUGGGGCCUCGCUCGCCGCGGUCGCUCUGUUUUAUGUUUUCGGUCCCAACUACACUAUCGAUGGAGACGAGUCCAGCGACAGCAACCGCAAAAAGAGCAUUGUGGGCUUGUCAAACCUGGCCAAUGACUGCUUCAUCAAUUCGGUGCUGCAGGCCCUAGCAGGUCUGGGAGACCUCCGAGUGUACCUGAUCCGCGAGCUCCAUCGGCGCGAACUGAAUGGACCAGAGAUCUACAACGCGGUGCCGAGCCCGGAUGAACUCUCGCGCGCGGAGCGGCCGGACAAAUUGCGGGAAUUGCAGCAGGGAAUAAUAACACGGGCAUUGAAGGAGAUGCUGGACCAGUUGAACGAGCGCCCGAUUUAUAAGAAGACCAUUACGGCGCACGGGUUCAUUCAAGCCCUGGAGUUCGCGUUCCGUACGCGCAUCAGUCGCAACCAGCAAGACGCGCAGGAGUUUCUCCAGAUUGUUCUGGAACGGCUCUGCGACGAGUACCACGCUGGAGUUCGCGCCCGGCAGCGCGCACUGGGCCCCAUUGCCACGCCUGCUGGUUCUGGCGCGGUGGUGCCUGAGGCCAGCGCGGCCGAGAAUGCGGCCGAGGUUGAGGUGCGAAUCGAUGAUGGAACCCCCAAUGGUUUACCUGCCAUUAUCGAUAACAAGCUGAAGGAGAUUGACACUGAAGCCGGGUUUCCGUUCGAGGGCAAGCUGGAAUCGCAGAUUGUGUGCCAGCAUUGCCACUAUCAAUAUAAGCCAAACCAAACCGCCUUUGUCAACAUCACACUUCAGGUGCCACAGAAGAGCUCCACUACACUCAAUUCAUGCUUCGAUGGCCUUUUGAAAACCGAGUAUAUCGACGAUUUCCGAUGUGAUCGGUGCCGUUUGCAACAUGCCGUGGAUCUCAAGACGCAGGAGAAAUCCAGAGCGGAGUCAAAAAGUGAAAAGGAACGAUUCGACCUCGAAAUUGCACGCAUUCGGGAGGCAUUGGAGACGGACCCCGAGAGUGAGCUGGAAGGAAUUGUGAUGCCACCAUCAGAACUUUCCCCGAAGCGAAAGAUUGCGCGGCACAUGCGCAUCGUAUCCUUCCCAAAAGUUAUUGCGAUUCACCUCUCCCGGUCGAUCUAUGACCGCAACAGCUCCACUAAGAAUGCGGCGAAGGUAUCAUUUCCGGAACAGCUGCCUCUGGGAGGGAUCUUGAAUCAGAAAUGGUACAAGCUGCUGGCGAUUGUCUGUCAUAAGGGCAGUCACCACAGUGGUCACUAUGAAUCUUUCCGUCGCAAUCAUCUCUAUGCUCCAUUUUCGACGCCCGAGGCCUUCAGUUCCUACGCACAGAGCCGGGUUGCUAGCGAGAAUCCCUCGGCGGCUCCGAGUCCGCGACUGGCUGCGCGUAGUAUCCCCGAUGGCGAUAUAGGAGGAGAAAGCGGCAGCAUAUCAGCGACGACCUCGUCCACCUCCCUAUCAACUGUAUCUCCGGGAGCCUCGCAGCUCACGCCUCCCAUGCCACGUCCCGCGACCUCCAGCUCGCGAUCCUCGACGCCUCAGCCAACUUCUGGCUCGGAAGGCAACAACAGCCCAACUCUCGAGCAAGGGUGGUUCAGCACAUCGUCUGCCCCGCGCCCAUCGCGGACUAUCCCUCGGUCGUCAGGCGAUAUCCCCUCAGGGGUUAGUUCGCGGCUGCGACGCCGGCGCAAGCCCAAUGAUCGCUGGUGGCGGAUUUCGGAUGAGAAAGUUAAAGAAUGCAAAACCUCGGACGUGCUGGGCAUGCAAAAGGAGGUGUACCUUCUGUUUUACGAGAGGGAGCGGGCGGAUUAA
Messenger RNA from Penicillium canariense, 1842 nucleotides. RefSeq names its product putative ubiquitin C-terminal hydrolase. NCBI's taxonomy places the organism in Eukaryota, Fungi, Ascomycota, Eurotiomycetes, Eurotiales, Aspergillaceae. Gene Ontology annotation, molecular function: cysteine-type deubiquitinase activity; cysteine-type endopeptidase activity. Gene Ontology annotation, biological process: protein deubiquitination. The record is from RefSeq and is a predicted model, not a curated record. The transcript has a single exon. Gene Ontology annotation, cellular component: nucleus; cytosol. Bases 1 to 1842 code for a protein of 613 amino acids.